Molecule: messenger RNA, 1284 nt
Organism: Aspergillus thermomutatus
Lineage: Eukaryota; Fungi; Ascomycota; Eurotiomycetes; Eurotiales; Aspergillaceae
Product: isovaleryl-CoA dehydrogenase
Exons: 6
Coding region: 1-1284 (427 amino acids)
Biological process (GO): L-leucine catabolic process
Molecular function (GO): 3-methylbutanoyl-CoA dehydrogenase activity; flavin adenine dinucleotide binding
Source: RefSeq, a predicted model, not a curated record
AUGGCUUCCGUAGCGUCUCUAUUUCGGACAUCGUCCAGGACUCUUUGCAGAUUGAGGAGACCGCUCAUCUACACCCCCGCGUCUAGGUCGUUGGCAACCAAACAUCCCAAGGGAUUUGUACCGCCCACCGAGGAUGAGCUCCUGGAGCUGAGAGAGCGAGUACAAGAGUUCACAAGGCGCGAAAUACCCGAGGAGGUCGCCGCUCGGACAGAUGCACAGAAUGAGUUCCCGACAGAGAUGUGGAAGAAACUUGGAGAAGCCGGGUUUCUUGGUGUCACUGCCAACGAGGAGUAUGGUGGACUUGGAAUGGGUUAUCAAGCGCACUGUAUAGUGAUGGAAGAACUCAGCAGAGCCUCGGGGAGUAUCGCUUUGUCCUACGCAGCACAUUCGCAGCUCUGCGUAAACCAACUGUCCUUGAACGGUACUGAAGACCAGAAGGCUCGGUUCCUCCCUGGCCUUUUGUCCGGUGAGAAAAUCGGAGCAUUGGCCAUGUCAGAGCACUCCGCAGGCUCUGAUGUUGUCAGUAUGAAGACAACUGCUAAAGCUGUCGACGGUGGUUGGGUGCUGAACGGGACCAAGAUGUGGAUCACGAACGGCCCCGACGCAGACUUCAUUGUCGUCUAUGCCAAAACAGAGCCGGAAAAGGGCUCCAAGGGCAUCUCCGCAUUCGUCGUGGAAAAGACAUUCAAAGGCUUCUCCUGUGCGCGCAAGCUUGACAAGCUUGGCAUGCGUGGAUCAAACACUGGAGAACUCGUUUUCGAAGAUGUCUUCGUCCCCAAGGAGAAUCUCCUCGGGGAGUUGAACAAGGGCGUCAGGGUUCUCAUGGAAGGACUUGACCUCGAACGGCUUGUCCUCAGCGCUGGUCCACUGGGAAUCAUGCAAGCAGCCCUCGACCUCGUGCUCCCAUAUACCCAUACCCGCAAGCAAUUCGGAAUCCCCAUUGCCCACAACCAACUUAUUCAAGGAAAGCUGGCAGACAUGUAUACCAAGCUUGCAGCAUCGCGCUCUUACACCUAUGCUACGGCACGACACGUCGAUAACUCCGCAUCUACUGGCGAGGUUUCGAUCCGCACGCAGGACUGCGCGGGUGCCAUCUUGUACGCUGCCGAGAGAGCCACCGAGUGCGCCCUGGAUGCUAUUCAACUUAUGGGCGGUAAUGGAUACAUCAACGAGAUCCCUGCUGGGCGGCUGCUCCGGGAUGCGAAGCUCUAUGAGAUUGGGGCCGGUACUAGUGAGAUCAGACGGAUGGUGAUCGGGCGCGCCUUUAACAAGGAAUAUGCAUAG